AUGUCAGUCCAAGAACCUGAUCAUCAAAGUAUUAAUACAACAUCAGUGGAAAACGGGAACAACAAAAAGAAAGAGUUCGAAGGAGCUUGUGGAGGUAAAAAUCCUAAGCCCCAAAUAGAUCAAUUAACAGAUUCUAUGGUAGAUGAUGGUACUGAUAAUAUCAGUAUGGAAGUACAUCUUGGUGAAGAUUCCUCACGACAUCCAAGUGAAAUCAGUUCCAUAUCUUAUCAAAAUUUGUUAGAAGAUGGUGAAAAUGCCAGUCAAGUUGUGUCACGUCGUGAUAGUGAGGACAGUAUUGACUCUUACCCUCCUGAUGACGGUGACAAUUACUUCCCAGCAGAUGAUGUAGAAAGAUUUGAGGCAUCUGACUUACCUAUUUCAGAACGUUAUAAGAAGCCUCCUGAACCUAAGUCUUUAGGAACUGUUAAUACAGAUGUAGAAAUCAAUAUUGAAAAUGUAUCUGAAGCUGCUAUAAAAAGCAAAUCAGAUCAAAAUGAUGACACCAAAGAACUUUCAUCAGCUAGCAAACACCAAUCUUCCAUUCCAAGCUUUGAAUUAUCUAGUGUUCCAACUGAUACACCAACGCCAGAUGAAGGAGUCAUCUUGCGUAAAAAGAUUACUUCAGAACAUGCGUCUGUCAAGGAUCCCAGUGAUCCCAGGGAAAUGAUUAAGAAAAGGAACAGUUUAGAAAUUAGGAAUAAUAUUCCUACUGUAGGUGAAGUUAAAAGUUAUGAUAAAGAUUUAGAAGAUCUGACCUAUAGUUCUCAAGGUGCCAAACCUAAAAUUCGAAAACAGUCACCAGGACUGGCUAGAAGGGUGUGUGAGACUCCAGAGAGAGAAGGAUCAAGUUCCGAGAGGGAAAUGGAGCAGACUCAAAUAAAAGAUGCACAAGAUUCAGAAGAACAGCAAGAAGCUCCAGGCAUGCAAAUUGAAUGCAGACGUGUUGAAAAUGGAAUAUCUCAAUUGUUAAGUCAACAGCGUAGACCAAUGGACAUCGAAAACGAAUAUGAUUAUGUGAAGUAUGCACGAGUUCAACAAGGUAAUUCUUAUGUAGGAAUGAGACUAGCUUAUUCUAGUUCUAAUGAUUCGCUAAAUAUUAAACGGAAUAGUAUGAACAGUCAAGAAACUGCUUCUUUAGAAAGUUCUCGUGAAACAUCCCCCGAGAAAAUUCUUCAAAAGAAAAUCUUACAAGACCUAGAUAAUAAGGCGUUUCAGGGUCAAGUGAAUGAGGACUCUUUAAUAGAAAUACCAUUAAAUGGUCUAGACAGUAAUAUGAGUGAGGACAAGAAAAGUUUUACUUUGUCCCCUGAAAAUACUGAAUGUGAUAGUGUUGAGGUGGAAAGUGUAAUGUCUGAUGGAGAGAGAGGCAUGCCUACUGUAGAAGAUGGUCUAUCUAGUAGUCAAGCCAGUGAUUAUGAAGACAAUGGUGAAAGGUCAGCAAUGAAACAGAAAAAUAAGUCAGAAAAUUCUCACCAGGGUGAAAAACCCAAAAAAAUUGAUGCUCAAGCUAUUAUGACAGAUUUAAAAGCUAAAAGAGAAGCUUUAGAUAGUGCUAUUGCUGAUAUUAAGUGUGCUAUUCAACAAAGUAAAGGUGUGGCAUUGCAGUCUUCAAAAUAUUCAACAGAACCUCAACCAGAAGAACCUAUUUGGGUUAUGAGGUAA
Molecule: messenger RNA, 1662 nt
Organism: Lottia gigantea (owl limpet)
Lineage: Eukaryota; Metazoa; Mollusca; Gastropoda; Lottiidae
Exons: 2
Coding region: 1-1662 (553 amino acids)
Source: RefSeq, a predicted model, not a curated record